Messenger RNA from Benincasa hispida (wax gourd), 1081 nucleotides. RefSeq lists its product as uncharacterized. The record is from RefSeq and is a predicted model, not a curated record. NCBI's taxonomy places the organism in Eukaryota, Viridiplantae, Streptophyta, Magnoliopsida, Cucurbitales, Cucurbitaceae.
AACACGUUGGGUCUCUAAAUUGGAUCACGUCCAAAUUUCCCCAUCUUUUUCCCCUCCUCUCCGUACUUUUGCAAUCCUAACUUCCUUUAGUCGGAACUGAUGGUGCUCCAGCGAGAUUCUCCUCAGCUCGAACCAUGGAACGACUUGAACGGCAAAGUGGUGAUGGUCACCGGAGCCUCAUCGGGGAUCGGCCGCGAGUUCUGUCUGGAUCUUGCUAGGGCUGGAUGCCACAUCGUCGCCGCCGCACGCCGUACGGAUAGACUCCAAUCUCUCUGCCACGAAAUUAAUCAACUCGCUUCCUCCGGUUCCUCCUUUCGGACGGACACCCCUCGAGCUGUGGCUGUGGAGCUUGAUCUCAGAGCCGAUGGUACGAUCAUCAAGACCGCCGUCAGAAAAGCCUGGGAUUCCUUCGGCUUCAUCGACGCUUUGGUGAACAAUGCUGGUUUGAGAGGGGCUGUCACGUCUCCAUUGGAGCUGUCUGAAGAUGAAUGGGAUGAAGUGAUGGGAACAAACCUGAAGGGAUCUUGGUUGGUAGCGAAGUAUGUAUGCAUUCACAUGCGUGACACCAGUCGAAGUGGAUCCAUUAUCAACAUUUCUUCAAUUGGUGGUCUUAACAGAGGCCAUCUUCCUGGAGGCUUUUGCUAUGCUGCUUCAAAGGCUGCCUUAAACACUUUGACAAAGGUUAUGGCCAUUGAAUUAGGAGCAUAUAAUAUCAGAGUAAAUUCCAUAUGUCCUGGAAUUUUUAAAUCUGAGAUUACAAAGAGUUUGAUGGAAAAAGAUUGGCUUAAAAAUGUAGCAUUGAAAACGAUCCCUUUAAGGACACAUGGAACAUGUGAUCCAGCAUUAACAACGCUUAUUCGAUAUUUGGUACACGACUCUUGUGGAUACAUUUCGGGCAACAUUUUCAUAGUCGAUGCAGGAGCCACAUUACUAGGAGUCCCAAUUUUCUCAUCCUUAUGAAUAUAUGUACCGUCACGACCCAUCCCCUGCCGGAAGGUUUUGUCUACUUGAAAAAAUUGUACUUGUAAAUUUCUUAUAAAAUAUUUGAUACCAUUAUUUAAUCAAGUUUCAUUCUGUCCUA